This is a messenger RNA of Prunus avium (sweet cherry), 923 nucleotides long. Its product is annotated as endo-1,3;1,4-beta-D-glucanase-like. Gene Ontology annotation, molecular function: hydrolase activity. The record is from RefSeq and is a predicted model, not a curated record. NCBI's taxonomy places the organism in Eukaryota, Viridiplantae, Streptophyta, Magnoliopsida, Rosales, Rosaceae.
UUUGAAAUUUUGUGCCUCAACAAAACAGAGACAAUGGCAGGCCCUCAGUGCUGCUCUAAUCCACCAAUUCUCAACCCAAGCUAUGGAGUAGACUGUGCUGAAAAACUUGGAGGCCUUAACGUCUACGCCGCUGGCUCCCCUAACUUCAAGCUUGCCAUUGUUCUUGUCUCUGAUGUUUUUGGAUAUCGAGCUCCGAAUUUGAGGAAGCUUGCCGAAAAAGUGGCAGCUGCAGGAUUCUUUGUGGUAGUUCCAAACUUCUUCUAUGAUGAUCCGUUUGUAUACGACAAUAACAGACCUCUAGCAUUCUGGUUAGAAGAUCAUGGAACGGAUAAAGGAUUUGAAGAUGCAAAAUCAAUAAUUAAUGCUCUUAAAGAGAAAGGUUAUUCUGUAAUUGGAGCUGCAGGAUUCUGUUGGGGUGGCAAGGUCGUGACGGAGCUCGCGAAGUCUGAUUUCAUCCAAGCUGCUGUGCUACUACAUCCUUCAUUUGUUGCUUUGGAUGAUAUUGAAGGGGUUAAAGUUCCCAUGGCGGUUCUAGGAGCUGAGAUUGAUGAAUAUUCUCCACUGGAACUCUUGAAACAAUUUGAGGAGAUAUUAGCUGCUAAAUCUGAGAUUGAUAGCUAUGUGAAGAUAUUUCCAAAAGCUGAGCAUAGUUGGACCGUGAGGUACAAUGUCGAAGAUGAAGAAGCUGUGAAGCGUGCAGAGGAGGCUCAUAACAACAUGAUUGAUUGGUUUUCUAAGCAUGUUAAGUGAUUACUUUCUGAGUUCCCAUGUUAAAUAGUUGAAUAAAACCAAGAACUUCAAUUCAACUUGAUAUUAUUAUUAGACACACGGCAAUCAAACUGAUUUAAUAACAAUAAUAUCUGCAUAAAUUGAAGUGACAGGAAUAUAUGAACAUACUGAGCCCUAUGAGGGUGUUCAUUCUC